Messenger RNA from Dovyalis caffra, 1860 nucleotides. The record is from the annotation of a GenBank genome assembly. Lineage: Eukaryota; Viridiplantae; Streptophyta; Magnoliopsida; Malpighiales; Salicaceae.
AUGGCAAUUCUAUCCAGCUCUUCACAUUCAUCUCCAUCUCCAUGCACUUUCAAAAACAAGAACAAGAGUAUCAAAAGCAACCCAUGUAGCACCAUCUCAUGUUUUUUAAUCGAGAACCGUCCCGGCCAAAGUACACGCCGUUGCUUUUCUCCACACGCCAAAAACAUACCAAGGCAGCCCCUUAAAUUUACCAUCAGAAAUGAGCAAGAGACCGAAGCCAAAAGACACUCAUUUGGACCAAGAACCCGCCUCUCGUUUUCUCUUGUUACAAAAGAAAAUCUUUUGAAGCCUGUUAAGUCCUCUGUUAAAGAUGAGGGAGAAAGUGAGCAGACUUCUUCAUCUUCAGUGGCAGUGGUUACUGACAAGACUGAAACUGAAACGAAGGAGAGUCAAGAAGUGGGAUCGAGCAAAGAAAGUGAUCAGUUGGAGAAGGAGAAAGAGAAACAACAAGAAAUGGACUGGAAGACAGAUGAAGAGUUCAAGAAUUUCAUGGGAAAUCCUUCCAUAGAGGCAGCUAUAAAACUGGAGAAGAAAAGAGCUGAUAGAAAGCUUAAGGAGCUUGACAGGGAAAGCAGUGAUAACCCAAUUGUAGGUUUGUUUAAUAGAUUGAUUCGUGAUAGUUUGACUAGAGAAAAAGAGAGGUUGGAGGAGGCUGAGGAGGCUUUUAGGGCUCUUGAUCUUAAUAAGUUAAAGAACUGUUUCGGGUUUGAUACCUUCUUUGCAACUGAUGUUCGAAGAUUUGGUGAUGGGGGGAUUUUUAUUGGGAAUUUGAGGAGACCUAUUGAAGACGUCAUUCCUAAACUGGAGAAAAAGCUAUCUGAAGCAGCAGGGCGGGAGGUAGUUGUGUGGUUCAUGGAGGAAAAGAACGAUGACAUUACAAAACAGGCUUGUAUGGUGCAACCCAAGUCAGAGAUGGAUCUCCAGUUUGAGUCAACUAAGUUGAGCACACCUUGGGGUUAUGUCAGUGCUAUAGCCUUAUGUGUGGCAACUUUUGGGACAAUAGCUUUGAUGAGUGGCUUCUUCCUGAAACCAAAUUCAACUUUUGAUGACUAUAUUGCCAAUGUUAUUCCUCUUUUUGGUGGCUUUGUCACUAUUUUGGGAGUUUCUGAGGUAGCCACACGAGUAACAGCAGCUCGUUAUGGUGUCAAGCUUAGCCCAUCAUUUCUCAUUCCAUCCAAUUGGACAGGAUGCUUGGGAGUGAUGAACAAUUAUGAAUCCCUGCUUCCAAGUAAGAAGGCCCUUUUCGAUAUUCCAGUGGCAAGAACAGCAAGUGCAUAUUUGACGUCAUUAGUGCUGGCGAUUGCUGCUUUCAUAGCUGAUGGAAGCUUCAAUGGUGGCGACAAUGCACUGUAUAUAAGGCCACAAUUCUUCUACAACAAUCCCUUACUUUCUUUUGUCCAAUUUGUCAUUGGACCUUAUACGGAUGACCUCGGUAACGUAUUGCCUUACGCAGUGGAGGGUGUGGGGGUUCCUGUUGAUCCCCUUGCUUUUGCUGGACUUUUAGGAAUGGUGGUGACUUCUUUGAACUUGUUGCCCUGUGGAAGACUUGAAGGAGGCCGCAUAGCUCAAGCUAUGUUCGGGAGAAAUACAGCAACUUUGUUGUCCUUUGCAACAUCCCUUUUACUUGGCAUUGGUGGUCUAAGUGGAAGUGUCCUUUGUUUGGCUUGGGGAUUGUUUGCAACAUUUUUCCGGGGUGGAGAGGAAAUACCUGCUAAAGAUGAGAUCACUCCUCUGGGAGAUGACAGAUUUGCCUGGGGCUUUGUUCUUGGCCUUAUCUGUUUCCUCACGCUUUUCCCCAACGGAGGAGGAACAUUCUCCAAUCCAUUCUUCAGUGACCCAUUUUUCAGGGGUGAUACGUAG